Molecule: messenger RNA, 1997 nt
Organism: Abrus precatorius (Indian licorice)
Lineage: Eukaryota; Viridiplantae; Streptophyta; Magnoliopsida; Fabales; Fabaceae
Exons: 2
Coding region: 135-1745 (536 amino acids)
Biological process (GO): response to stress; positive regulation of DNA-templated transcription
Cellular component (GO): nucleus
Molecular function (GO): transcription cis-regulatory region binding; DNA-binding transcription factor activity
Source: RefSeq, a predicted model, not a curated record
AUCCAUCCCAUAAAAAACAAACCCAAAACCCUUCUAAAACCCUCGAACACAAACUGCAUAACUGAACACAACUCACACAACAACAUCCACAAGGAUCCAAACUACAUGAAUGCUUCUUCAUUAGCAAAACGCGUAUGAAGACUAAUAAUCUCGUUUCUGGGGACAGGAAAUCACGCAAGAGACGCAGUGGUGGAACUGAUUCAGUGGAAGAUACUCUUGAAAAGUGGAAGGAGUAUAAUAGGCAGCAACAACUUGGUUCUAGAGAAAAUGGGGUGGAAGCGAUUCACAAAGUUCCGGCAAAAGGGUCAAGAAAAGGGUGCAUGAGAGGCAAAGGAGGGCCUCAGAAUUCUGAUUGCAAGUUCAGAGGCGUGAGACAGAGGAUUUGGGGCAAAUGGGUUGCUGAAAUUCGCGAACCUAUCAAUGGAAAGCUCGUGGGUGAGAAAGCAAAUAGACUUUGGCUUGGUACUUUCGCUACUGCACUUGAAGCUGCUCUUGCUUAUGAUGAAGCAGCUAAGGCUAUGUAUGGCCCUUAUGCGCGGUUGAACUUUCCUGAGCCUUCUGUGGAGUCAAUAGGCUCUAAUGGAUCAUCAUCUAGUGGAUGUGAUAAAAAAUCAACAAGUGGUUCUGCUGACACGUUGAAUGGUGGUGAUCUUGCAAAAGCUGAGGAGUUGGAGGCGAAUCUUCAUCGGUCACAUGAAGACAAACUCGGGUUUUCUGAGGUUGGUGUCCUUGAGGAAACAGAAGAGAAACCUGUUUUUUCUAAAGCUUGUGUGGCUGGUGACUCAACGGAGCAGUCCAAGGAAAUGAAAAUUGGCUUUGUUCAAUGUCAAACAAGUGUAACUUUGAAGAAUGUUGAGCCUGAAAUACCUGGAGAAAAUGGAGGAAUAGAGAAAGGAUUAGAAGAGGUUCUGAAAAACUCUGGCAUAAGUGGAGAGGGUAAUCAAGUGCAGAAGAAGCCUAUGACUAUAGAAAUGAAUACUAGAGAUGACUAUUGUAGAUCUUCUGAUGCUACUGAACAAGAGAUUGUGGUGAAGUGUGAAGAACAAACAGAAGAAUCAGUUGAAACUAUGAAAUCUUGUGAGUUGAGCUGCAGCAACCAUUGCCUUGGAUAUAUCCAUAAUAAGAUUUCAGAUACCAAUCCAAGACCAAAUUCUGAGCAUUUUGAUAUCAUCCAAACUGAGGCAUCCAUUGCAAAGAAACACACCGAGGAAGUAAUUUCUGAAAUCCUGGAACUUUGUAGCAGCAAGUGCUCAAAGAUUAGACAUGUCGAAUCACAAAAUGAGAAAUAUAAAAAUGGACAUUUUGAUGAGAUGAAAGCUAAGCUAACGGGCUUGGAAUACAAGCUGAGAGCACAUUCUAUUGGUUGCAAGAAUGAAUCACCUUCCAAUCAUUCCAUGCAGGGAAUUCAUCUAUUUGGUGGUGGCAGUGUUGGACUUGAACCAAUUGAAAGAAUGUCUGAAGUUGAGGAUUUGAACAUCAAUUCAAGUAAAAACUCUAAAUUGCUAGAGAAAGGAAAUAAUGGAAGUGCAUUACCUGGAUUUAAUUCAGGGCAGAGUAGGAAGCUGUGUGAUCUUUCUCAACAGUUGCACAAACUGGGUGGUUACUUACCUGAAUAUUGGAAUAAUAUGCAGUUUGCGGAAUUGGAUGGUGGUAAUGAUUAUAGUUUCUUGAGUCCUGACUAUGAUUUUGGCUUAUUGGAAGAGCAGAAGUUACUUGAUAUAUGCUUUCCACAUAGAGGAUCUUAGUAGUUAGUAUUGUUAAAGGCUUAUAAUGUAUGUUUUUCGCUUUGGUGCGGUUAUCAUAGCAGCAUGUUUUUUUUCCCCACCUUAGUGAUUCAAUAAGGCUAUGUUUCUGUUCUCUUUUCAACAUCUCAAUCACCAUAGAAUACUUUGUAGUAAGAAAUUUGUAUCAAAUUAUAAAUGUUGCAGUACGAUGGUUACGCCUUUCAUAUACGGUCAACUGCAAUCGCUAUCAUAUAAUCUUAAACCCAGAUUUCC